Molecule: messenger RNA, 1292 nt
Organism: Drosophila rhopaloa
Lineage: Eukaryota; Metazoa; Arthropoda; Insecta; Diptera; Drosophilidae
Gene: Mat1
Product: CDK-activating kinase assembly factor MAT1
Exons: 1
Coding region: 122-1084 (320 amino acids)
Biological process (GO): nucleotide-excision repair; regulation of transcription by RNA polymerase II; positive regulation of cyclin-dependent protein serine/threonine kinase activity
Cellular component (GO): transcription factor TFIIH holo complex
Molecular function (GO): cyclin-dependent protein serine/threonine kinase activator activity
Source: RefSeq, a predicted model, not a curated record
CACACUGGAAAACAUAAGGGGAAAACAUCGGCCGGCAAGAGUUAUUUACUGAUUUUAAGCGAUCAUUGGCUGUAUUGGAAGCUCUAGCAACAGGCAGUAGGACACAUCAACCCCCGUCGCCAUGGACGACCAGGCGUGCCCGCGGUGCAAGACCACCAAGUAUCGCAAUCCGUCGCUUAAGUUGAUGGUCAACGUCUGCGGUCACACGCUGUGCGAAUCCUGCGUGGAUUUGCUAUUCCUUAAAGGAUCUGGCGCCUGUCCCGAGUGCAUGGUGCCCUUGCGGCGCAACAACUUCCGCGUCCAGCUAUUCGAGGAUCCCAUGGUGGAGAAGGAGGUCGACAUCCGCAGGCGCAUCCUGCGUGACUACAACAAACGGGAGGAAGACUUUGGCUCCCUAGCGGAGUACAACGACUAUCUGGAGGAGAUCGAGGACAUAGUGUACAAUCUGUGUAACAACAUCGAGAUCAUCGAGACGAACAAGCGGAUCGAGGCGUACAAGCGCGACAACCGCGAGGUCAUCCAGCGCAACAAGACUCGCGUGGGUCGCGACGAGUACGCUCUGGAAGAGAUGCUGGAGCUGGAAAAGGUGCAGGAGGAGGCGCGCAAAAAGGAGCUCGAGGAGCUAGAGAGCGAGCACAAGAAGAAGAAGGCCCGCGACAAGCAAGCGUUGAUCGAGGAGCUGAUGUACAGUGGCAAGGAUGCCGCCCAGAUCGUCACCGAGUUCGCCGAAAAGGCCGAGAAGCAGCGUGAGGAGGAGAAGCAAUUGCCGCCCCCGAAGCCCGCCAACGAAUUCUCCACGGGCAUCAAAUUUGGGCAGACGGCGGACCCCAGUCUGCUGCCCGUCCCUAAGUCGGAGGAGGGUCCCCUCUUCGUCUACGAGCCGCUGAUUGCUCUCAGUGAAGGUCCCGCCAUGCCGCCCACCAGCGAGAUCGAGACCAUGGGCUACAUCACCCACAUACGCUCUGAGACGCCGCAGGAGAACGCCGGCGGCUUCACCUCGACUUUGGCCUGCGAACGAGCGCUCCAGGAGGCGCUGCAGGGCCUAUACUACACGGCCACGACGGGAGUGGCCGCGGGCACUUAGUCUUGGAAGAAGGGAAGAUGGUCGCACAACCAGAGCACAGAACGCUUACUUUUGUUGAACAAAUGUGUCCUAUACGAAUCCAUUCAGUUAACUCGUAAUCUACUUAAUAUAUAUUUUAAUGAAAUAAAUGCUAUAUCGUAUGUUAUGAACGAUCUUCCUCUUAUUUUUCUAAUGGAUGAUCAAAAUAAAAAUAUACAACCCCUUUCAA